AUCCAAUCCACACUCGUCUCUCAAACUCUGCUGUAUAUGCCAACAAAAAUUAGAGUGACCAAGGAAAAAGACAUGUUCGUUGCAUAAUGAGUGAUUCCAAUGUCACGACUUCCUUGCGACUGUUGCAUAUCCGUGUUCUGUCCCCUUAUCUUUUAACCCUUCCAAAGUCCGAUCCUCGACGUUCAAGCCCUCCACCGAGUAUCACCGGUUCUCCCGCCAUUGACUUGGAACUUUACACAUACUUUGCCCUCUUGAUUCGUGAUUUUAUUAAUCCAUGGUAUCGUCUGGUCACCAACGAUCAGGAUUUAUGCACAGAAAUUGUGUCCCUGUUGACCCUUGUAGUGCAACGAAUUCAAAAAAGAAUGUGCGACGAUAUUGACUGGACCGAGUUACUGCUCAUUAGCGUACCGAAACUUCUUACACUUCAUUACCAAGACUAUCGACAAGCCAAAUCUCGACUCCACAUGGAUCAUGCGAGUGGCUCUGCAUCUCUGGGUGAACUCUUUCAUGGCAUGCAACCUCAUUUUGCACUCCAGCCUGUGCCAAAUCAAGAGGCGGAAUAUUUGCGCUUACUGACGGCUUCCAUACUGAAAGUAUUGCUUGACCCGAAAGAUUAUGAGAGUGAUGCGGUACGGCAUUUGAUGCGCGAAAUCCUAUCAAACGUUGUACUGGCCAACCUCAUUGAAAGUCUGGCGGAUCCAUAUACAAUACACAUGAUUAUUUGCAAGCUGUGUGAAAACUAUGCCGACAAAUUGGACAAUCUCGAAUCAACAGGGCAAAUGGCCGAAACCUACUUUAGCGCAGUUACCAACGAAACGGAAUCUUCAUCGCAACAGACAUCCUCUCCUGCCCCCGAUGAUUCGGUCACAAGCAUCCAAGCCGCCUUGAUCGACGCACAAAAUCAACAGUUGAUGGAUAACACACCGCCGAUCGAUGAACGCACUACCACUAAAAAGGAAGGCGAAGGACUAUCGACACGGCUUCGCCGAUUAAAGGAAAGGCAGAAUGAACUUCCAGAGGAAGAGGCAUUGGAGGAUGUCACGAAUGAGGAAAGGACACAUAAGCGCCGCCCUUUUUCUUUCGGUUACAUUACUUUGCAACUCCUCCUUGCACCGAUACGAUCGCUUUGGCUUUCUCUCACCGUCCUGUUCACCAAUUCACAAGAACGAUAUCAAAAGAUCCACCAGCAUAAGAAGCGGACACGUCACAUGCGUCUAGUCGAACCUUCGAUGCAAUUCAUGCGUAUUGCUUUCCUUUUGGAAGAUCGACCGAUACUUCAAUGGGCCUGGCAAAUGAUUGCCAUGUUUGUGUGGCCGUUGGUACGGGUAUUUGGUGGGGGCGUCCUAGUCGAUAAAUUUUUGGAAUUAUCGAUUCUGCACGUUCUCAGUGAGGACCACAUUGCUUAUUACCUUCGGUGCGGACGAGAUCUUUUAUGGCCCGACGGGGUUUUUCUACGCAAAGCGGAUCCAUCCACACCGCUGCAACGUGAAUAUAUGCGUGUUCGUGCUGAACGUUUGCUGACGGCUUCACUACCACUAUCUCUGGUAAAAGUUCUCUUCGAUACCACCGAUCUCAAUGAAAUACAAUCGCACAUCCAUGCCACUAUCGAACCUCUCCAAAACAAGUACAUUAACAAGCAUCUCUUAUACCUUUUAGUCGAUCUCGUAGCGUCCAAAAUCAUUCCUGAACUUGUACAGUCAGACUUUUAUCCGUAGCCUUUACAUCAUCACCUUCCUUAUAGUAUUUUAAGAUCAUAUCACCUACAUACUUAAUUUAUCUUGACUAGUAAAUAUGUUUUCAUUACCCUCAUGGUAUGUGG
Molecule: messenger RNA, 1819 nt
Organism: Radiomyces spectabilis
Lineage: Eukaryota; Fungi; Mucoromycota; Mucoromycetes; Mucorales; Radiomycetaceae
Product: PXA domain-containing protein
Exons: 6
Coding region: 87-1715 (542 amino acids)
Cellular component (GO): intracellular membrane-bounded organelle
Molecular function (GO): phosphatidylinositol binding
Source: RefSeq, a predicted model, not a curated record